AUGGUAAACAUCUGUGAGGCAGUUGCUCAACACGAGAAGAGCUCCGUAGAUCCAAACUCGCCCGUCACCUCUUGUCCCCAAGCCGGCAACAAUGCACACACUGCAACCUUCUCAAAGGACUAUGUUGUUAACGCAUCCCCUCACUACCGCAAGUCUAACAUGUCUCCCGUCGACGACGCUGUGAAGCCUAUCCCGCCCACUCUUCAGAUUUUCAGUCCAUCCUCAACCCCAGGGCCGGCUGUCGCGUCCAAGCAUAUUGCCAAUGGGCCAGAUGCCGACUCAGAUGGUAAGAACAAGUCGGACGGUGACUGUCAACUCUUGGAGAAGGCUGUGAACCAUAUCAUCAACAUCAAGACACUCACCAGGCUCUGCAAUCUAGGGAGUGUAGACGCGGUCAGGAUCAGAGACACCCUCAUCAAAAACUAUACCGAUACGUGUCAAAGACAAGCCUACCGCGUCACAUUCCGCGAAGUUUUGCACGACAACCUUCUUGCCGCUUUGUAA
Messenger RNA from Alternaria alternata, 504 nucleotides. RefSeq lists its product as hypothetical. The record is from RefSeq and is a predicted model, not a curated record. NCBI's taxonomy places the organism in Eukaryota, Fungi, Ascomycota, Dothideomycetes, Pleosporales, Pleosporaceae. The transcript has a single exon. The coding region runs from base 1 to 504 and encodes 167 amino acids.